AUGUCUCGCAAGGACUUUCAGCGUGAUCUGAGCCAAGCAGCCACCGCACAGUUUCCCUAUCUGAGUAAUAUCAAGGCGGGAGACAACGAUGAGUCGAUCACAUUCAGGUUUUCCCAUUGUACAGAGAAUAUCAAUAUCGAGUUUCAGGCCGUCAUAUCAGAUUCUAGCGACUACCCCCGAUCGCAUAUUUACUUCGUCUUCACAACCUCCGAUGACAUUCCGAAGGGUAUUACAACCGCUGUAGAGAGUGUCCAGCCUCUGCUCGAGGGAGCUUCGAUCACGAAACUGCUCACUACCAUUAGUCAAGUUGUCGAGAGCACCAUAUACGGGGAGGAUUCUUUAUUAGACAGUUUGGAGAAGGUGGGCAGUGAUGAUGAGGUUGAAUACGACUAUGAGGAUGAAGAUUGGGAAGCAACUAGCGAAGGCCAUGCUCUAGUGCCGAUGGAAUCUGGACCAGAGGCACGGUCGAUGCUCUGUCGUGAUCUUCGUGUUGCCAAAGAUGCAGGCUUCAGAUUGGGAUACCUGGGUAUUGCGACCGGUUCUGUAAUUGUUGCAGUAUCCUGCCGCGUCUCCAAACUAGGAAUCUCAGAGGACACUAUGCAGGCUUGGGAUGUCAAGCCGUCGGAGUACUUGGUGUUACUCCUUCGUUAUCCGUCAGUGUACCAGAAUCUGGAUGAACUUCUUCGCAACGCGGGGAAUCGAACGCCUUUGCUAAAGAUGUAUGUUGGCCUUUGCGCUUCAUACAAGCCCAGUCAUGAAGAUGCCAUCCGGGUAUUUCAAGGUAAAGCUGCGGAACAGCGGCAGGGUGAUGGUGCUGCAGGCAUAAGACCUUUGUUUAUUGACAAAGCAAUCAACUCUUUGCUCAACGAACGGCUUCUGGUCAUUACCAGUUAUCGAUUGAAACUUGGCCUUUCGUGGACAGGAGCAGAGUUGUACGCCCACCGGUUCCAAGGUAAGCCUUCCAAUGUCCAGGGCGAAUUGUUAAACGAGUAUUUCGAGCCGGACAAUUGGAGCAGCGCAACACCGGACUUACUACUAGCUGAUCAUGUUGCUGAUAGCAACCGUGACCAGCCCCGACUCUCACUACCGCUGCUUGCUAUGCAGUUUACCCUUCGCCAUUUUGUCAGGUGUACCGAGUUCUGCCUUGUCUGUCAUUGCAGGGUCUCCACGGAUUUUGAGGCUUUGAAACCAUACGUAUGUUCAAACAGUCUAUGCUUGUAUCAGUAUAUGGCGCUGGGAAUGGGCCCUAGUCUGGAAUACGAGAUCCUCUCGCAGCCCUAUGUCGUCGAUCUGCUCAUCAGUCUAGCCUACUCCCGGGCAAAAGCCGGUCGCCUCGAAGAUUUCCCUACUGGUCUUGGCAUGAAGGUCCCUGGUGGGAUCGGAUGGAUAGAACAACCCAAUUAUAAUCGCUAUUAUAAUCAGCCCCGCCAACAGCCAGUUGCGAAGCCCAGGCCCACCUCAGCGUUGUAUACUGCGGAGCUGGACUCGUCUAACCUGGUACUUCAUCUUGAACGUGCUGACAAAGUUCCUCCUCUUAAAGUCGGUGACUGGAUUGCAAUUACGAAUUUCGAAAGGGAUAAGGAUACCAACGGAAACAAUGCUAAUGCAAACGCCAACAACAUCUACCCUUACAACUACCAAGUGAACAAACAGCCUACUGGCCAGGGCCAGUGGCAUAGUCGGGUGCAGACCAUUGACGACCUACUUAUCCAACUCUCGUCUCCGAUAAACUACGGCGAUCUAGUUUCGGAGCCAAAGAUAGACAAUUCGAGGAAAGGGAAUAAGGAUAAUGUGCAAACUGUGGAAUUUGUGAUCUAUGACGCCAACUUCGAUAACUUGGACGACAAUGAGAAGCGGGGAGUGAUACCAUUACUUCUCAAUACCCUACCCAGCGUUGACGCCAUGACUCAGUAUCUCAGCAUGACUCCUGAUGGGGGAUCUCUUGCCUUGUGGAAAGACCUCAUCUCGCCGGCAGCGUUGGACGUGUUGAGAUGGAUUGUCGCAUCAAACCGCUCAUUUAUUAUGCUUGAUGGCGAUGACAAUCCCGAGCAUCUCAUCCCCGACAUGGAUGGAUAUGUCCAAUUCCGACUCGUCCAGGGAGCUCCAGAUAAAGAGCACAAAUUUGAAAACGCCGUCAAAAAGUAUACAAAUGAUUCAAAACAUCCGUCCAUAUUCACCUGGCAUGGCAGCGACCUGUGUAACUGGCACAGUAUUUUGCGCGAAGGCCUCAACUUUAAAUAUGUCGCGCACGGCCGGUCUGAAGGCCAUGGGGUCUAUAUGGCUCGAGAAUUUACUACCUCCACAAGUUACUGCUCGAAUGUCUACGGCGCCUACAAUAACUGGUCACAGAGUAAAUUGAAGAUCUCAAUGGUUCUCUCGCUGAACGAAGUCGUCAACGCGCCAAAGCAGUUUGUGUAUUCGCGAAGAUUCUACGUCGUCAACCAGUUGGACUGGAUUCAGCCGCGAUAUCUCUUCGUCCAGUGCCAGGAUGCUCCGCCCAGAUCCAAAGCGCCUGGGCCAUCCGUUGUCUACGAGCAGGACCCGGCACUCCCGGCCGUCGGCCCCUCUGGGCAAACUCUAUCUUUGCCAGCUUCGAGGAUCGGGGGACGGGGACAGCAAUUGCUUCAAAUGCCCAAGAAGACGAAGCGGCGCCGGACGAAGAAUAAUGACCCCGGGCCCGAGCCUGAGCCCGAGUCUGAACUGGAACCGAAGCCUGAUACUCCCUUAAAUGGCUUUACAGCGACCAAGGACGACGAUAUCGCUAGUGUUGCCACGUUGUGCGAGGAUUUGGAGAUCCUUUUAUCUGACGUCGAGCACGAAGAGCCUGUUGAGGUUAUCCCCCCGACAGACUUUGUCCCUGGGACCCUAGACGAAAGAACACUCCCCAUGCUCAGCCACCCCGCGUAUGCAACAACCACCGCCACCAAAAUCCUCCAACAACACCUCAAAAAAACCCUCGAAAUCCAAGACAAAGAAUACCCCGGUGCUCUAGGCUGGUACGUCGACCCCAGACUAAUCAGCACGGUCUACCAAUGGAUUGUUGAGCUGCACUCCUUCGACCCAGAUCUCCCGCUCGCGCAGGACCUCAAAAAUGCGGACCUAAAAAGCAUUGUCCUCGAACUCCGCUUCCCGCCCCAAUUCCCGCUAAGCCCGCCCUUCAUCCGCGUGGUUCGGCCCCGUUUAUUGCCAUUCCAAAGUGGAGGUGGUGGACAUGUAACUGCCGGUGGCGCGAUGUGUAUGGAGCUUCUUACAAAUACGGGUUGGUUGCCGACUGCUACGAUUGAGAGUGUGUUGCUGCAGGUGCGACUGGCGCUUAUGAGUCAGGAUCCUGCGCCGGCGAGGCUUUUGAGUGGUUGCAAUCUUGAUUAUAACGCUGGGGAAGCAGUGCAAGCGUAUAGACGGGCGUGUAAGGUGCAUGGGUGGGGGAUUCCACGUGGUUUGACAAAUGUUUUUGGGUCUUGAUUGGUAUUUAGGGUGUGAUUUUUUGGAUGUCGCUGGUUUGGAAUGAGAUGCUGAAAGUGAUAUACCCAUGAUCGGUAAUAUGUGGUAUCUCUUCUUAGGAGACAGCUAAUCUGAUCAUUUUUUUGGCUUCCUUGGU
This is a messenger RNA of Aspergillus ruber CBS 135680, 3598 nucleotides long. RefSeq names its product putative ubiquitin conjugating enzyme. The transcript has 4 exons. The record is from RefSeq and is a predicted model, not a curated record. NCBI's taxonomy places the organism in Eukaryota, Fungi, Ascomycota, Eurotiomycetes, Eurotiales, Aspergillaceae. Bases 1 to 3462 code for a protein of 1153 amino acids. Gene Ontology annotation, molecular function: NAD+ poly-ADP-ribosyltransferase activity.